This is a messenger RNA of Lindgomyces ingoldianus, 819 nucleotides long. RefSeq lists its product as uncharacterized. NCBI's taxonomy places the organism in Eukaryota, Fungi, Ascomycota, Dothideomycetes, Pleosporales, Lindgomycetaceae. The transcript has 12 exons. The record is from RefSeq and is a predicted model, not a curated record. Bases 1 to 819 code for a protein of 272 amino acids.
AUGCCCGUGCCUGCUAAAGCGUUCGGUAGCAAGAGCACGGGGAAACGCAGCGCAGUCAAGUUAGACGAGGAGACAAAGGCGGCGCAGCUAGCUCCGCCAAGCAUCACCAUAGGCGCUACAUUCCAGGCACGUAGUAGUCUGUAUCCCAAGUUGAUACUCAGCCGUUCUGCGUUUCCGCCAGGCAUCUACUCAGAUUUUUGGUGGUUUUGGGCGGUUGAAGGCAGGUUGCUGAGGGCCAGGGGGCUCGUCAACUAUGCCAUCUACGUUAUUCUUUUGCCCAUUAUAAUGUCCCAAUUCCUAUCCCAAUCAACAACGCGUGAGCUGACUGAGCUUACAGAGUACAUUAAAACAUCUUUAGCUUCAGCGCAAUUACUUCAUAAUACUUCAAUAUACUUCAGUUACUGCAUCCUAACCCACUCUGCUAUGACUGCAGCCCCCGUUUCCGGUGUUGAAUCCUGGCGCUUAGGAGGACUUUAUCCUUGGUUGAGCUCUGCGAUAAUUGGCAUGAGCAUAGGUACGAGGAGUUUCUCGAGGCUUCCCUCACAGCUGGUAGCACUAAUCAAUGUCGUAGUCAAUUCACUUCUCGACAAGCAGCCUGAGUGGGAGCAUGUCGACUCCUGGAAAAUUCUUGAGGCCCACGAAGACGGCUUGUCGCGGCGGUGGAUGUGCGACGCCCUCGACUACGGCCGGUCAGAAACUUCGAAAAGGCGCGAGUGUCAGAUAUUUCUUCGCUUGCGACGUCACCAAGCCAGUAUGGACACGACGAACGAAGAUGACAAGCGAUCGAGCAACCAUUUUCAACUAAAUACAAAACGAUAA